AUGGCGGCCAAGACGGACGAGGCGUCUGUCAUGCGACCUGCAUACAAGGUCUACAAGCGACGUUUCUGGGGUCUCGCCCAGCUCGUGCUCUUGAACAUUGUUGUCAGUUGGGAUUGGUUGACCUUCUCAUCCAUCUCCACCACCUCCGCGGAGUACUUCCAAGUCUCCGAAAGCGCCAUCAAUUGGAUGAGCACAGGGUACAUGUUCGCCUUUUGCGUGGCCAGCCCAUUUACUAUCUGGACACUCAACAGAGGUGGUCCCAAGCCUGCCAUCGUCACCACUGCGGCCCUCCUGCUUGUCGGAAAUUGGUUGCGCUAUGCUGGGACGAAGGCCAACGGUGGUAUCUUCGGGCUCGCCAUGUUCGGCCAGAUCCUGAUCGGUCUUGGGCAGCCCUUCUGCUUGUGCACGCCGACACGCUAUAGCGACUUGUGGUUCUCCGAUAAGGGUCGCACCAGUGCAACAGCCCUGGCCAGUUUGGCCAACCCGCUGGGAGCAGCCCUGGGGCAGUUGGUGGACGCGGAGUGGGCCACCAAGCCGUCCGAUAUUCCCAAUAUGGUCCUGUAUAUCUCCAUCAUUUCGUCCGUCGCUGCACUCCCAUCCUUCUUCCUCCCCGCGGCGCCCCCCACACCCGCCAGCGCCUCGUCCUCGAUCCCCCGCACCCCGCUCAUCCCAGCCACGAAGCAAUUGCUGGGCACACUCGAAUUCUGGCUGAUUUUGAUCCCAUUCGCCGUCUAUGUGGGGUUUUUCAACAGCGUCUCGUCGCUGCUCAACCAGAUCCUUAGCCCAUACAAUUUUUCCGAGACUGAUGCCGGUAUCGCCGGCGCCAUCCUCAUUGUCGUCGGUCUGGUUGUUGCCGCCGUAACGUCGCCGAUCACCGACCGAUGGAAGCAUUACCUGGGCUCGAUCCGCGUCAUAGUCCCCAUCGUCGUCGCCUCGUACAUCGGGCUGAUCUUCGCCCCUGCCAGCUCGGCUGGCAUCGCCCCGACGUACGUCGUCAUGGCGCUCACGGGCGCCUCCUCUUUCGCCCUCCUACCCAUUGUCCUGGAGUACCUCGUCGAAAUAACGUAUCCGUUCUCACCAGAGAUUGGUAGCACCAUCUGCUGGACAGGCGGUCAGCUGCUCGGCGCCUGCUUCAUCCUUAUCCAAGACACGCUCAAGGCCGGCCCAACCGCCAGCCCACCCUCUAACAUGCGCAACGCGCUCAUCUUCUCUGCCGUCCUUACUGCCGUCGCAGCUCCAUUCCCGUUGUCCAUCGGUUUGUUCGGGAGGACGGUCAAGCGCCGCCGCCUGGAGGUUGACCGCGGCGUCGAACUGGAUACCCCGGGCACCAGUCUGCCAGCGCAUCCCGACACCGUCCCUAACGACGAUAUCUCGCAGGUGCCUUCAAAAAUCAUCAUGGAGAAUCCGAUUAAGAUGGCUGGCGCCGGGGUGUGA
This is a messenger RNA of Penicillium macrosclerotiorum, 1434 nucleotides long. Its product is annotated as putative cell surface receptor/MFS transporter (FLVCR). Lineage: Eukaryota; Fungi; Ascomycota; Eurotiomycetes; Eurotiales; Aspergillaceae. The coding region runs from base 1 to 1434 and encodes 477 amino acids. The transcript is spliced from 4 exons. Gene Ontology annotation, biological process: transmembrane transport. The record is from RefSeq and is a predicted model, not a curated record. Gene Ontology annotation, molecular function: transmembrane transporter activity. Gene Ontology annotation, cellular component: membrane.